AUGUCUGGCCGUCCGAUAACCUCCACCCCCAAUGCUGGCAACAGUGUUGGCCAACGUCCAAUCUCCCAGACAGAGAGCUCAAACCCGAGAGAAUUUCAGAUCAACCAACUCAGGCGGCGCUUUCGCCCUACAGAGAGCACCGAUGAGUCGGGAAUCACAUUAUCCUUCGGGCUAGUUCCUUCGGAUCCAGACUUUCCUUUCGAGCUGGACCGCUUAGAAUGUGCUCUACACGUACCCUCGAAGUAUCCCGGGCAGGGACGGCCCUCCCUGAAAGUGGAUAACCCUGAAAUCGGAGCCGCAUUCCAGGAGAAUGUGUCCAGGGGAUUUGACGACAUCGUUGAUAGCUCGAUGAGAAUGAGCGGGCGUGGAACCCUCCUCAACUGGAUCAAUACGCUGGACCGACAUCUGGAGAGACUCCUUACCACUACUGAGCGUGGACCAACUCUCAAGUUUGUACAGAACGCCAAGAAGGAAGAGGCUGUUAGCGAACCCUUGGUGAACAAUCUGAGCUCACUAUCAUUGACGCCAGAGCCUAAACCUAAGAGAGUGGUUCCCCCGCCAGUGAUUGAGGCCCGUCCAGUUUACACAGCUGAAGAGAGGGCUCAGGCAGAGAAGCGGAGGGCAGUCGAAACAAAACAGCUUGAAGCUCGCCUUGGAAGAUUGCCGCUAUUCCAGAAAGUUAGAGAUGGUUCCUCGUUCAUCAUACCUAUCCAGCCCACAAAGGUCGACCGGCUCCCAAUUGCACUUCGGGCAGUCAAAACAGUCAGACUUUCAGUCCCCGCACUGUAUCCCCUCGAACCUAGUUCCGUUGAGCUACAAGGGGUUCGUGGGGCCGAGGCGCAUUCCGUUGAAGUUGGUUUCUCGCAAUGGAUCAAGGACCAUUCUCAACUAAACCUGGUAUCACAAAUAAAUUACUUAGCUAGCAAUAUUCAUAACUUUGCGAAGACCGUCGUCAAGGAGACCGAGCCGCAGCAGCCCGAGCCCGAGCCCGAGCCCGCAAUGCCAGAAGAACCACAGCCCACGGAAACUGCGGAUCAUUCGAUCAUAGACGAAGAUAAGCCGCAUCUUCACGUUAUUCAACGGCCCCCGGAAUGGACAGUCGGUGGUGGCACGAGUGGCAGCGAUGAGACCGAUAUUUCUACGACUGACGACGACUUUUCAGACGACGAAGAGGACGGUGGUGCACCGGUACCAGAUAUGCCAGAGCCAACAACUGAGUACGGUGUUGCUCUAUCUUUCCCAUACCUGGAACUUUAUGGAAUUGAACUUCUUGAGCUUGUUGGCCUCUAUAUUACAGUCAAGUGUGACCGAUGCAAAGAACAGUUGGAUGUAAGGAAUAUACCCCAGACCAAAGACAGCAGUGGCGCAUUGUCGCCGAAGGUGGAGGUCUGCAAGAAAUGCUCAAACUCAAUGAGUAUUGGGUUCCGUCGGUUGUUAAUACACCAAAACUCUACGCGUGCGGGAUAUCUGGACCUGGACGGCUGUACAGUUGUGGAUCUUCUCCCUAGUGGGUUCAUCCCAACAUGUGCAGAGUGUUCAACUCCUUUUCCCGGGCCAGGGAUAGUCGCAGUCCGCGGUGAAAGCGCCAUGGCCAACUGCCGGCAGUGCCAUCGUAAAAUGGUUUUCAAACUUCCUGAGGUGAAAUUUCUCAGAGUAGGGUCUGCAGCAUUCACGUCUCGCGAGCGUGCCCCAACAAGGAAGAAGCCAAAGGAAAUCCUUGGCAUCGUAGCAGGCCAAGAAUUACCCCGUCGCGGCCGAUGCAUGCACUAUAGCAAAAGCUACCGCUGGUUCAGAUUCGGCUGCUGUGCUAAAGUCUUUCCCUGCGACAAAUGCCACGACGCAGCUACGGACCAUCCAAAUGAACACGCUAACCGCAUGAUCUGUGGCUUCUGUUCUCGCGAGCAAAUCUACCGCCCCGAAAACUGCGGGAUCUGUCGUGCGUACCUUAUCGGGAAAGCAGGAAGCGGAUUCUGGGAAGGAGGAAAGGGGACGAGGAAUAGAGCCCUGAUGAGUAGGAAAGACCCGCGGAAAUAUAAACGGCGCGGAGGGACGAAGCCUGGGAGUGCGAGCUCGUCGAAGAAGAAGUAA
Aspergillus puulaauensis is the source of this 2088-nucleotide messenger RNA. RefSeq lists its product as uncharacterized. The coding region runs from base 1 to 2088 and encodes 695 amino acids. The record is from RefSeq and is a predicted model, not a curated record. Lineage: Eukaryota; Fungi; Ascomycota; Eurotiomycetes; Eurotiales; Aspergillaceae. The transcript has 10 exons. Gene Ontology annotation, molecular function: zinc ion binding.